Molecule: messenger RNA, 5392 nt
Organism: Siniperca chuatsi (mandarin fish)
Lineage: Eukaryota; Metazoa; Chordata; Actinopteri; Centrarchiformes; Sinipercidae
Product: NACHT, LRR and PYD domains-containing protein 12-like
Exons: 14
Coding region: 506-4066 (1186 amino acids)
Molecular function (GO): protein binding
Source: RefSeq, a predicted model, not a curated record
UUUGGUUUUGUCUGUGUGUUUGCUUGUUCCCCUUGCACUCCCACUCCCCACUAACUCUCACGGUUUGGUAACACGCUGAGACCCACAUUAAAAAUAAUUUUUCAUCCAGAUGUUCAGAAGAGUCUUAGUCCUAUAAGACUGUAAAACAAAACAUAACAGAAAAAGCACUUUGGUUAUAAACAAAAUAGAUUUAUUUACAUCAAAAUUUUGACAAUACUUUAAUUCAAAAUUUUAAUUCAACCUCUUCGAACCAAUAAAGACGCUGAUAAACACAUGUUAAACAGCUGAUCUGUGUGAGCACCACACACACAAACACACACAAAACUCACCUGAUUUUCUGCAAAUGAAGAGGGGAGGAGCAACACUGACCAUGUGAUCGAGGUACACGAGAAGAGGGAGGUGAACCUGAAGCUGAAAAUGUUCAGUCAGGUCAGACUCAUUUUGCGUUGACGGAGCAGAAGGAGGAAAACUGAAGGCGGAGGCAGGACUGACUGAAGGCCAGAAGAUGAGUGCUUGUGUGGAGGAAGAGGAGGCCAGAGCAGAGUCUCCAGGAUCCAGCUGUCUGUCUCUGAAGAGUGACCAGUCCAAAGAUUAUCCGCUAUACUUCAGUAAUGAACCUGGACCCUCAGACACAAAAGGUCAGCACCACAGACAGAGAGCAGAGUCUCCAGGAUCCAGCUGUCUGUCUCUGAAGAGUGACCAGUCCAAAGAUUAUCCUAUAUACUUCAGUAAUGAACCUGGACCCUCAGUCACAAAAGGUCAGCACCACAGACAGAGAGCAGAGUCUCCAGGAUCCAGCUGUCUGUCUCUGAAGAGUGACCAGUCCAAAGAUUAUCCUCUAUACUUCAGUAAUGAACCUGGACCCUCAGUCACAAAAGGUCAGCACCACAGACGGAGAGCAGAGUCUCCAGGAUCCAGCUGUCUGUCUCUGAAGAGUGACCAGUCCAAAGAUUAUCCUCUAUACUUCAGUAAUGAACCUGGACCCUCAGUCACAAAAGAGACGGAGAAAAGUGAUGUUUCUGUGGAGGAGCAGAUGUCCUGCUGUGCUUUGUGUCAGGACGUCCUGAAGGAUCCAGUCUCUACCAGCUGUGGACACUGGUUCUGCAGACGGUGCAUCACCUCAUACUGGGACCAGUCUGCUUCAUCAGGAGGCUCCUCCUGUCCCCAGUGUGGAAAAAGCUCCAGAACAAGACCUGGACUGCAGACAGCCAGUCAGACCUGCACUGUACAAACAGGUGGUGGUCUGCAGGAGGUUUUAGAUGAACAUAAGAUCAGUCUGAGGAGGAGAUGUGAACGUGUGACUGAAGGAAGUGAUGAAACAGGAAGUGGAACCCUCCUCAACAGGAUCUACACUGAGCUCUACAUCACAGAGGGACAGAGUGAAGAGGUUAAUACCCAACAUGAGGUGAGGCAGCUUGAGACAGCUUCCAAGAUGGAGGCCCUCCAUGACACUCCAAUCAAGUGCCACGACAUCUUUAAGGCCUUACCCGGCCAACAGAGAAACAUCAGAGUCGUUCUGACGAAUGGCGUCGCUGGCGUUGGAAAAACCUUCUCAGUGCAGAAGUUCACUCUGCACUGGGCAGAGGGCUUGGAAAACCAAGACGUCAGUCUGCUGAUUCUGCUUUCGUUCAGGGAGCUGAACUUGAUCAGAGAUGAGCAGUACAGUCUUCUCGAGCUGCUCCAUGUUUUCCAUCCAACAUUACAGAAGGUCACAGCAGAGAAGCUCGCUGUCUGUAAACUUCUGUUCAUCUUUGACGGCCUGGAUGAAAGCAGACUUUCACUGGAUUUCCACAACAAUGAGGUCGUGUCUGAUGUCACACAGAAGUCAUCAGUCAACGUGCUGCUGACAAACCUCAUCAAGGGGAAUCUGCUUCCCUCGGCUCUCGUCUGGAUAACUUCCCGACCUGCAGCAGCCAAUCAGAUCCCUCCUUCAUGUGUUGGCAGGGUAACAGAAGUACGAGGCUUCACUGACGCCCAGAAGGAGGAGUACUUCAGGAGGAGAUUCAGUGAUGAAAAGCUGUCCAGCAGAAUCAUCUCACACAUCAAGACAUCCAGGAGCCUCCACAUCAUGUGUCUGAUCCCAGUCUUCUGCUGGAUCACUGCUACAGUUCUGGAGCACAUGUUGACUACAGACCAGAGAGGAGAGCUGCCCAAGACCCUGACUGACCUGUACUCACACUUCCUGCUGGUUCAGACAAAGAGGAAGAAGCAGAAGUAUGAUGAGGGACAUGAGACGAGUCCACAGGCGCUGACGGAGGCUGACAGGAAGGUUCUUCUGAAGCUGGGGAGGCUGGCGUUUGAACAUCUGGAGAAAGGAAACAUCAUGUUCUACCAAGAAGACCUGGAGCAGUGUGGUCUUGAUGUCACAGAGGCCUCGGUGUUCUCAGGAGUUUGUACAGAGAUCUUCAAAAGAGAGAGUGUGAUCUUCCAGAAACCAGUCUACUGCUUUAUUCAUCUGAGCGUUCAGGAGUUUCUGGCUGCCGUCUACAUGUUCAAUUGUUACAACAAGAGGAACAAAGAGUUACUAGAGUCUUUCCUCAGGAAGACAUCCCUGGAUGUUUUCCUGAGGAACGCCAUGGAGAAAUCCUUUCAAAGUAAAAAUGGCCACCUGGACCUGUUUGUCCGCUUCCUUCAUGGCCUCUCUCUGGAGUCCAACCAAAGACUCUUAGGAGGCCUGCUGGGUCGGACAGACAACAGUCCAGAAAUCAUCCAGAGAGCCAUCAACAACCUGAAGGAGAUGAACAGUGAUGAUAUCUCUCCUGACAGAAGCAUCAACAUCUUCCACUGUUUGAUGGAGAUGAACGACCACUCAGUACAUCAGGAGAUCCAAGAGUUCCUGAAGUCAGAGAACAGAUCAGAGAAGGAACUCUCUGAGAUCCACUGUUCAGCUCUGGCCUACAUGCUGCAGAUGUCAGAGGAGGUUCUGGAUGAGUUGGACCUGAAGAAGUACAACACAACAGCAGAGGGACGACUGAGACUGAUUCCAGCUGUGAGGAACUGCAGAAAGGCUCUACUUUCUGACUGUGGACUCUCAGCAACUCACUGUGAAGUUGUGGCCUCAGCUCUGAAGUCCAACCCCUCCCAUCUGAGAGAGAUGGACCUGAGUGGCAACAAGCUGCAGGAUUCGGUACUGAACCUGCUGUCUGCUGGACUGGAGAGUCCGAACUGUAGACUGGAGACCCUGAGAUUGUGGGGCUGCAGUUUGUCAGAGAUCAGCUGUGCUUCUCUGGCCUCAGCUCUGAAGUCCAACCCCUCCCAUCUGAGAGAGCUGGAGCUGAAUAACAACUACCUGCAGGAUUCAGGAGUGAAGCGGCUGUGUGGUUUUCUGGAGAGUCCACACUGCAGACUGGAGACUCUGAGAUUGUGGGGCUGCAGUUUGUCAGAGAUCAGCUGUGCUUCUCUGGCCUCAGCUCUGAAGUCCAACCCCUCCCAUCUGAGAGAGCUGCAGCUGAGUAAAAACUACCUGCAGGAUUCGGGAGUGAAGCUGCUGUGUGGUUUUCUGGAGAGUCCACACUGCAGACUGGAGACUCUGAGAUUGAGGAUGUGCAGUUUGUCAGAGACCAGCUGUGCUUCUCUGGCCUCAGCUCUGAAGUCCAACCCCUCCCAUCUGAGAGAGCUGAAGCUGAGUAACAACAACCUGCAGGAUUCAGGAGUGAAGCGGCUGUGUGAUUUUCUGGAGAGUCCACACUGCAGACUGGAGACUCUGAGAUUGUGGGGCUGCAGUUUGUCAGAGAUCAGCUGUGCUUCUCUGGCCUCAGCUCUGAAGUCCAACCCCUCCCAUCUGAGAGAGCUGAAGCUGAGUAACAACAAGCUGCAGGAUUCAGGAGUGAAGCUGCUGUGUGGUUUUCUGGAGAGUCCACACUGCAGACUGGAGACUCUGGGAUUGAGUCUCUGCAGUUUGUCAGAGAUCAGCUGUGCUUCUCUGGCCUCAGCUCUGAAGUCCAACCCCUCCCAUCUGAGAAAGCUGAAGCUGAGUAACAACAAGCUGCAGGAUUCAGGAGUGAAGCUGCUGUCUGAUCUUGUGAAGAGUCCACACUGCAGACUGGAGACUCUGAGAUGGAAGUGAUCUCUGUCAGAGUGUGACUGAUCAGAAAGGCGGUUGUGUUGAGAGGACCAGCUGUGUCCUGAUGAUCCAGAGGUUGAAGCAGCAGCUGGUGUGUGGAGAGGCUCUGACUGGGCCAUGUUACUGGGAGGUGGAGAGGAGAGCUUCACCCAGCAGUGACUGACGGAGGAAUCACAACAAGUGGAGAUGAGUCUCAGUGCUGCAGUCUGAACUGCUCUGAGAUCAGCUCCACUGUCAGACAAUGUAAAAGGAACAAGAAGUAGAAAAAGACGAGAGGCUAAGUAAAAAAUAUUCAGGAACAUGUUGCAUUAAGUGCAGGGUUAUAUUACACACACACACACACACGCACGCACGCACGCACGCACGCACGCACGCAUGCACACACACACACACACACACACACACACACACACACACACACACACGACAGGAACAACAAUGAUCCGACACUGAACAAAGGACUAAAUACCCUAAGGGAGGUGAGACAACGAGACACAGGGGCCAACAAUCAAAACUGGAGGGAAAGCAAACAAAGACAGGAAGUAAAACCACAAGACACACAAGGAGAGGAACACACUACAAAAUAAAACAGGAAAUGACAAAACCUCAACCUAUAACACAAGUAAAGUACAAGUGCCUCAAAAUUGUACUUAAGUACAGUCCUUGAGUAAAUGUACUCUGUUACUUUCCACCACUGACUGCCACUACUGCUGCUGUCACUGUAACUACUACUAACACUACUACAGCGAUUACUACUACUCAUCCAAACUGAACCAUCUGCUGCCUCUUAUUCAUUCAUUCUUCACCUUCAGUAAGUCUAGAUGUGGAAAGUGACUAAGGACAGUGCAUUUACUCAAGUACUGCACUUAAGUACAUUCUGGAGGUAAUUGUACUCCACUACACUGGAAGUAUUGGACUUUUUACUGCACUACUUUUACCUGACAGCUGUUAGCCUACUAGUUACUCUGCAGGUUCAGAUUUUACAAACAACACAUGGGCUCAGCAAAUAAAAUAUGAUGCAUGUUUACAGAUCACACAACCCAAGAAUAUGUAAAGUAUUUAAAUGAUCUCCAUCCACCUGCGUCAUCAACAGCAUUAAAAUGCUGCUCACAUCUGCAUAAUGACUAAAAUGUCUUUUUAUACUUUAGGUAUAAAUACUUCUGUACUUUUACAUAAAAUUUUGAAUGCAUAACUAAAAAACUGCCACCAUUAAUACUUUUGGACUACUUUUACUACUUUUAAAAACACAAACAUUACCACUUCCACCCUCCGAUAAUACUUCAGUGAAUACUUCAGUGAAUUAAACUUUGAUUGUGGUUGUAUUUUAUU